This is a messenger RNA of Diaporthe amygdali, 1731 nucleotides long. RefSeq lists its product as uncharacterized. The record is from RefSeq and is a predicted model, not a curated record. Lineage: Eukaryota; Fungi; Ascomycota; Sordariomycetes; Diaporthales; Diaporthaceae. Bases 1 to 1731 code for a protein of 576 amino acids. The transcript has a single exon.
AUGGCAGCAAUCUUCGAGAAGCUGCCAUCGCUUCCGAUGGCGGACCGGCCUGACUCAAUGGCAUCUGUCGCCUCGAUUCUCACCAACGACUCCGUCGUCUCAGACGCCACAGAGACUGUUGCUCGGAAGCCUUCUUCCGAGGAAUGUCACCAAGAUGAGGCCGAUGAGGGCGACGAUUCGCUUGUUUUUGCCAUCAGGGCACUGCGCCUACUCGAUAAUCCGCAGACUGCUGCCACAGAAGCAAUUCAGGCUUUCGACCCCAGCGCCAAUCUGCAUCCUGAUCUCGUCAGGCUCUUGGUAGCUGCUGCUAUGAGACACCCAGAUGUUGCCCACGGGCUGAUAGAGCUGGGCCAAAAUAUUCAUGGUGGCCAGCUUAGCCGUUCAGGGGCCUUGCAACAGCAUGGCGACCUUGCCGUCCAGCAGCCGACCGGAGUGCUGGACCAGAUCAGCAUUUCUUCACUACUAUCCAGUAUCAGUGAAUCUACCGCCAGGAGAGCGCCUUCUCCAAACAGGGACAGUGCCAGUGUACCAUCUUUGAAGCGCCGUCUGAGUGUUCUAGCCACGAAGAAGACAUCGGACACCCAACAGGCUCCACCAAAGAGAAAGGAGAAGAUUUCAGUUGACACGAUUAAGAAGAUUUGCAAGGCCAACUUGAAAGACACGAGGGAAAGCAUUGACAAGCUGGAACAAGCUGACUUCGAUGACGAAUUUCUCAGCGCGGAUGAGUUGAAGAGGCAGGCGGAAGAGUAUCUCGGCCACGAGACUGGAAAGUUCGCGCUAUGCCUCGCACUCACUCUGAAAAACGAGGAGCAGCGGUGGGAAAGCGUCACUCACCUCAUGACCACUAUGGCAGACAAGCUCAAGAUUCUCUUGUCCACAAAGGGCCGAUUCGGACCAUCGGGAGAUGUUGGUCUUCCAGGCCAGGACGGAUUCGGCAUCCGCGACUGCUGGGUCGUCCUCUCUGAGGCUGAACAGGAGAGGCUGGCCCUCGACAAGCAGUGGGUGAAGCAGCUGAGAGACGCCGCGCAGGUUGCGCCUCGGCACGCAGCCAGGGUUUGGGAAAUACUGGACAUGUGCGACCAUAUCCAGGAGACUGUCGCACCCCAGCGGUCUUCGGAGGAGAGAGCUGGCUGCCGAGACAGUAUCGCGGCUCGCCUUGAGGAAAGCUUCGAACCACCUGCGACACCGAAAGCAUCGACGGAGAACAAGGUGAUCAAACGCCCGGCCAUGACUGCGCGCUCGCCGGAGGAAAUCACGGACCGGUGGUGCUUUUUCUUCGAUCUCCUCGACGAGGAGGCCGCCAGGCGAUGCUUCCGGGAGCUGAAGCUGUUGCGCCAGCUUUUCAAUGCCGCCAAGCAAGCACCUACCGACCGGAUGGGCAACCUGAAAUCGAAGGCGAGGAAGGCUUUUGCCGAGAAGCAAGACGACGAUCUGGAGCGGUGGUUGGACACCAAAUGGGCCAUGUCAGCCAUGAAGGGCUUCAUGAUGACCAAGGCGGAGCUAUAUGAUGUCGACGGCAGCGCGGACAGCUUGAGCAAACUGGAAAAGCUGGAUGAUGCAUUUUGCAAAUGCUUCUGGGGAUGUCUGGGAUCUGGUGACCACAAGCGGAUAGCACAGGAGGACGGCAAAAAGUGGGUGAUGGAUAUCAUGAAGGUCUUCCAGCACAGGAGAAGGUAUGAGGUCAUGUUCAGGCUGAGAGAUAUCCUUCAUUUCAUGCAGUCAAAUAUGUAA